UUUCCGAUACUUUACUGACAUAACUAUUAUAGUACUGAAUAUAUUUUAUCAUCGUCUCCUGUUUGUUUUUUAACAUAUAUAAUCAAAUAAAUGGCUGAAUCAGUCCGUUUGACAAACGAUGAUUUUCGUAAACUUUUGGCUACUCCGCGUCAACCGCCUCCCGGGAGUACACCAUCUAUAAAUGCAGCUGCAGCUACAUCGUCGUCCAUUGAAAAGAAAAAACCUCAAGGUUCAAGUAGUGAACGUAAUGAUUUGCGUCGGAAGAAGAAAAAUUUUUAUGCGGCACUUAAGAAACAGGAAGAUGGCAAAUUACAGCAACUUUCCGAAAAAUAUCGCGAUCGAGCCAGGGAACGCCGUGACGGUGCAAAUCCAGAUUAUCAAAACGUCAGCACACCUGGUCAUAGUAGCAACAAUGCUUAUCGUGCUGUUGCUCCGGAUUUAAAAUCAGGCAUAGAUGCGGCUGAGCGCCGUCGUCGAAUUAUACAGGAAUCUAAAUUUUUAGGUGGUGAUAUGCGACACACCCAUUUGGUGAAGGGUCUCGAUUAUGCUCUUUUACAAAAAGUACGUUCUGAAUUACAAACUAAAGAGGUAGAAGAACAAGAAUUGGCAGUGGCGGCGGCUACUGAAAAGUUGGCAGAAACCGCAGCAGCUGAGCAAGCUGAAGCAGAAAACAAAGAUGUUGAUGAUCAUAUGACUAUAAAAAGCACUAUGGCCCGAAACAUUUUCAAUAUAAUUCAAGCUAGGCGAUCCAAAGAAGUGUCUUGUAAUGAACUAUUUGCUCCAGGUCGCAUGGCCUACGUUAUUGAUUUAGAGGAUGAUUUGGGCGAAACUGAUAUUCCUACAACAUUGGUACGGUCAAAAUUCGAAGUGCCUGUUAAUCGGGAAGACAUUGCCACCCUCACUACAAAUGAUAUAGUUAUAAAUAAACUUUCUCAAAUUCUUUCCUAUUUACGGGCUGGUGGUCGUAAUAAGAAAAACAAGAAAAGGGACAAAGAUAAACCCCUUUUCUAUGAAAAAGAAAUGGAACAAUCAUUGAAUAUGAUUGGGACAGGAUUGAGUGAUGGUGUUGAUUUAACUGGAAAAGCUGUUGGUGACAGCAUAUAUGACGAUAUUGGUGAUUAUCAACCAAGUUCUAAAAAGGAAAGUUCCAAAUUAGAUAAAAAUAACCUUAAAGGUGGGACUGGAUCUUACUUCGCGGAUGUAAAAGGUAACGACGAUUCCGAGCCGUUAGUAACGAACAUCCCUCCACCGCCAAAGAUUACAAAGACGAUAGCUUCGCGAUUUGCUAAUGAACCCGAAGGUUACGCUGAGUGUUAUCCAGGCCUAGAAGAGAUGAAUGAUGCUAUCGAUGAUUCUGAUGACGAAGUAGAUUAUACCAAAAUGGAUUUGGGCAACAAAAAAGGACCUAUUGGUAGAUGGGAUUUUGAUACACAAGAGGAAUAUUCCGAUUAUAUGAGCACAAAGGAGGCUUUACCCAAAGCUGCAUUUCAAUAUGGAGUCAAAAUGCAAGACGGAAGACGAACUCGAAAAAACAAAACAGAGAAAAGCGAAAAGGCAGAGUUGGAUCGUGAAUGGCAGAAAAUACAGAAUAUUAUCCAAAAACGAAAGUUUCCAAAAGGAGGUGCCGAAGAGCCUGACUUCAAAGCUGCUAAAUAUUAGUAUGCAAAUAUUAAUGAAGAAAACAUCAAAAUUAUCUAAAGAUUUAUACAGAAUAGUUUCACAUAUAUCCUGUUUCAUUCAUUUAUAAUUCUAGUAAGAUUCGUUCCACUGAAUGUUGACGAUGAAGAAAGUAUCCAGGAUUUGCUUCUCCAAAUCGACAACGUAAUACAAUAUGGAGAAGAUGCUGACGUAAAGAUACGUGAUUUCGAUCCACCAGAGGAAGAAGAUAAUGAAAAUGAGGAUUGAAAAAUUCCUUACCGUCAAUUUGUAAUUUCAAAUAUUAUUAAUAAAUAAAGAUUUUGUUUACUUCUUCACAAAAAUA
Messenger RNA from Zeugodacus cucurbitae (melon fly), 1981 nucleotides. It is a transcript of the gene beag, whose product is annotated as protein Red. The transcript has 3 exons. The record is from RefSeq and is a predicted model, not a curated record. Lineage: Eukaryota; Metazoa; Arthropoda; Insecta; Diptera; Tephritidae. Gene Ontology annotation, cellular component: nucleus. Bases 91 to 1659 code for a protein of 522 amino acids. Gene Ontology annotation, biological process: mRNA splicing, via spliceosome.